Molecule: messenger RNA, 2246 nt
Organism: Amphiprion ocellaris (clown anemonefish)
Lineage: Eukaryota; Metazoa; Chordata; Actinopteri; Pomacentridae
Gene: wt1b
Product: WT1 transcription factor b
Exons: 9
Coding region: 333-1613 (426 amino acids)
Biological process (GO): regulation of transcription by RNA polymerase II; negative regulation of apoptotic process; negative regulation of cell population proliferation
Cellular component (GO): nucleus
Molecular function (GO): RNA polymerase II cis-regulatory region sequence-specific DNA binding; DNA-binding transcription factor activity, RNA polymerase II-specific
Source: RefSeq, a predicted model, not a curated record
GAAAGCCAGACAUUAUAGAGACACAGGGACAAGGCACAGAUUCCAAGCCCACUGCAGGGAGCUUGAAACUUGGCAUCCAGAUUUUGGUCAUCAGUCAGUUCAUUCCAUUAUUCACUUCAUCACAUGAGGCAGGAAAGAUGGCUCCCAUAGCGCGCUGUGAGCCCUGAUGUUUGUUCCUGAAGAAGAAUUUGCUCCAUGCUUAUUGAUUCUUCAAUGACUGUUUUUGUGACACUCCUAGGAGAUUAUUACACUCUACCUUUCUAAUUUCCCAGCUGUGUCUUCCACUGGAUUACCAUCACUCUUGUUUGGACUGUCUUGAGCUGCCUUCAGUCAUGCUGACUGAACCGUGUGGAGCCAUGUCAGUGGGGUCAGAUGUUCGCGAUCUGACCCUCUUGCCACCAGCUCCUCCUGUGACGUCCUUACCGGGGGCUGGUGGCGGUUGCGGGAUGUCGGUUGGCGGCGGUCAGUGGACCCAACUGCUGGACCUGCACCCGGCCUCACCCUACGGCUCCCUGCCCUCCCACCACUCCCUCAUCAAACAGGAACCGGGCUGGGGGACCGCCGACCCAAUUGAUGACCCUCACUGUGGACUCGGGGCCUUCACGGUGCACUUCUCAGGCCAGUUCACAGGCUCAGGCCCCUGUCGGGUUGGGGCCUUCGGAGAACCCGCUGCAAGUCAGUCAAGGAUGUUUCCCAGUGGAGCCUACCUGCCUGGCUGUGUGGACAACAGUCCUGCACCCAGGAACCAGGGUUAUGGAGCAGUGGGUUUAGACAGCAACCCCAGCUAUGGUCACACUCCAUCCCACCACACCCCUCAGCUCUCCAGCCUGUCCUUCAAACACGAGGACACACUGUCACCGCCAAACAACAUAGUUGACCAGCAGUACCCAGCUCCUAAUCCCAUGUUUGGUUGUCAUAAUCCUGCAGAGUCUUGUCCAAGCAGCCAAGCUCUGCUGCUGAGAAACUACAACAGUGAUAACCUGUACCAAAUGGCAUCUCAGCUGGAGUGCGUAACAUGGAACCAAAUGAACACCCUGGCAUCUUCCAUGAAGAGUGGUCAUCCACCCAGCUAUGACAGUGACCCCACAGCUCCCCCUCCACCCAUGCUGGUCAGUGCCCAGUAUCACAUUCACACACAUGGGGUCUUUAGAGGACUUCAGGAUGUCAGACGGGUAUCUGGCAUUGCUCCUCCGGUCGUGAAGUCUUCAGAGGCCAGUGAGAAGCGUCCUUUUGUGUGUGCUUAUCCUGGCUGCAGCAAGAGAUACUUCAAACUGUCGCAUCUGCAGAUGCAUGGACGCAAACACACCGGAGAGAAGCCUUAUCAGUGUGAUUUCACGGACUGUGGUCGCAGAUUCUCUCGCUCAGACCAGUUAAAGAGACACCAGCGCAGACAUACAGGAGUGAAGCCCUUUCAGUGUGAGACGUGUGAGAGAAAGUUUUCACGGUCAGACCAUCUUAAGACGCACACUCGGACUCAUACAGGUAAAACAAGUGAGAAGCCCUUUACCUGCCGCUGGUCCAACUGUCAGAAGAAGUUUGCCCGCUCUGACGAGCUGGUGCGCCACCACAGCAUGCACCAGAGGAACCUGACCAAGCUGCAGCCUGCCAUCUGAGCAGCAGAGGAGGAGGAGGAGGAGGAGGAGGACGAAGAGGAAGGUGACAAUAUGCUGUGCCAGCUAGCAGAGAAAGACGCCUGGAGCCUGGUCAGCGGUUAUGGUGCCUUGCCAGACUCGCUAAAGUGGUGAGCACAGCUGACACCUGCUUCAGCCAGACAGACAACGUCAGGAGAACAGACUCACUGAUGAUCCCUGAGAUCUUCGAGACGCACCUCAGCAAGCACUCUUUCUCUCGUCUGGUUAUGUGACGUUAAAACUCUGACUUUGAGAGGGUACAAUACCAUUCUGAGCCAAGAACAACAUUUUUUUUAUUAUGUGAGAUGAGGAAAAAUGUUGAUACACUAUUUUGUAUAUUUUAGUACACUUGCACUGGCUUCUUGUUUUGUUGUUCAAACUGUCUCACCUUUAAAAAAAAAUGUGCUGGAUAUUGUGAACUGGAUUUAGGAAAUGUGUCACUUUUUGUCCAUUAUGUUAAACAGAGAUUUUUUUUCUUUUUGCUUUUGGGAAUGUCUUUAUAUCUGUAAAACUUACAUAAUACUCACCAAAUUGCUUUGUAUAUAUGUGAUGUAUUUGCUGACCUUCCUUUGGUAUUUUCUACGUUCUUGUUAUAAAAUCUCAAUUCACAUCGGU